Urocitellus parryii (Arctic ground squirrel) is the source of this 1047-nucleotide messenger RNA. The record is from RefSeq and is a predicted model, not a curated record. Lineage: Eukaryota; Metazoa; Chordata; Mammalia; Rodentia; Sciuridae.
AUGAAAUCAAGACAGAGGGUGAACAAGGUUCACUGUGGAACUGGGUGCCACAAGGAAAASUACAUGGAAUUUCUUGGUACCUGGWAUGGGGAUCAAAUUAAAACAGAAAAAUYAAAUACAACAAUGCUGGAAUUUKUUCUUUUGGGGUUYUCUGAUAUUCCCCAUCUCCGGUGGAUGCUGUUUGGGAUAUUUUUMCUCAUCUACUUGGCUAUUCUGAUGUGCAAUAGCAUUAUAAUARUAAUAACACAAACUGACCCUGCUCUUCAAACCCCCAUGUAUUUCUUCCUUAGCAAUUUUUCCCUUGUGGAAAUCUGUUAUGUAACUGUCACCAUCCCAAGAAUGCUCAUGGACCUAUGUACACAGAAAGGAAAUAUUUCCUUCUAUGCCUGUGCUACUCAAAUGUGUUUUGUCCUCUUGCUUGGAGGCACAGAGUGCCUCCUCCUGACAGCAAUGGGCUAUGACCGCUAUGUGGCCAUUUGCAACCCUCUGCAGUACCCUGUAGUCAUGAGCCACAAGGUCUGCAUGCAGCUGGUGGAGGCCUCUUGGAUCAGUGCACUUCCAGCUGUGAUYGGACAAACAURCCAGAUUUUCUCUUUGCCCUUUUGUGGRUCUCACAGAAUUAACCACUUCUUCUGCGACAUCCCUCCAGUCCUCAAGCUUGCUUUCCUCAAGCUUGCUUGUGGUGACACUUUUGUGAAUGAGAUGGCAGUCUAUGUAGUUGCAGUGGUGUUUGUCAUGAUUCCAUUUCUGCUGACCAUCGCCUCCUAUGGCAAAAUCAUCUCCAGUAUUCUGAAAUUGUCAUCGGCCAGAGGAAGGGCYAAAGCCUUCUCCACCUGCUCUUCCCACCUGAURGUUGUGGUCUUGUUCUAUGGAACAGCUGGGAUCACGUACUUGCAACCCAAACCAAAUCAAUCUGAAAGAAUUGGCAAACUGAUUUCUCUCUUCUACACCGUUUUGAUUCCAGCUUUGAAUCCCAUUAUAUACACUCUGAGGAACAAAGACAUUAUGGUGUCACUGAGAAAACUACUAGCUAAGGUGUUAAAAUAA